This is a messenger RNA of Striga hermonthica, 1764 nucleotides long. NCBI's taxonomy places the organism in Eukaryota, Viridiplantae, Streptophyta, Magnoliopsida, Lamiales, Orobanchaceae. The record is from the annotation of a GenBank genome assembly.
AUGUCUCCUCCGCCGGAAAAAAGAUACGAUGAAAAUAAGGAGGCCCAGAAGAAGAUCAGAAAGCCUGGAGGGUGGAGCUCCAUGCCAUUCAUCUUGGGAAAUGAGACUUUUGAAAGACUAGCGUCUAUAGGGUUGGUAGCGAAUUUCAUGGUAUUUCUACUAACGGUGUUUCACAUGGACCAAGUGCUGGCCUCAAAUGUGCUCAAUGUCUGGUCUGCCUUCUCCAAUUUCAGUCCCUUGAUUGGUGCUUUCAUUUCGGAUUCUUUCCUCGGCAGAUUCAAAACUAUUGCCUAUGCUACCUUUGCCUCCUUUGCGGGCAUGCUGACGUUGACCCUGAUCGCGUGGAUGCCCCGACUGCACCCUCCCCCGUGCAAGCCCCGUUCCCAGCAAUGCUUGGGCCCAAACGGGGCUCAAUUCGGGGUCCUUGUCAUGGCCCUAGGCUUCCUGUCCAUCGGCACAGGCGGCAUUAGGCCGUGCAGCAUCCCUUUCGGGGUGGACCAAUUCGACGCGUCCACGGAGGAAGGACGGCGGGGUAUCACCAGCUUCUUCAACUGGUACUACACCUCCUUCACCGUCGUCCUCAUAAUUGCCCUCACGCUCGUCGUCUACAUUCAGGACACGGUCAGUUGGGUGUGGGGGUUCGGCAUCCCCACGGCCCUCAUGCUCUGCUCCAUAGUGCUCUUCUUCGUGGGGACCAGGCUGUACGUCUAUGUCCAGCCCCAGGGGAGCUGCUUCACGGGGGUCGCACGAGUUGUCGUAUCCUCGAUCAAGAAACGCAAGCUUAAGCUUCCGGAGGAUGAUGGCUGCGGGGCGUAUCACGACCCGUUGUUGCCUUCCACCGCCAUUGUGAGGAAGCUCCCGUUGACAAGUCAAUUCAGGUUCUUUAACAAAGCUGCGGUAAUAACGGACGGUGAGAUUUCACCAGACGGGUCGAUCACCGACCCCUGGAGACUCUGCACCGUGCAACAAGUCGAGGAAACCAAGUGCCUCGUCCGCGUCAUCCCAAUAUGGGCCUCGGGCAUCGUCUGCUUCAUGGCCAUGGCCCAACAGGGCACAUUCACCAUCUCCCAAGCCCGACAGAUGGACCGCCACCUCGGCCCCAACUUCCAAAUCCCCGCUGGCAGCCUCUCCGUCGUAUCGUUCCUCACGAUCGGGAUAUGGCUCCCGUUCUACGACCGCGUGCUCGUCCCUUACUUCAGAAAAGCCACCAAAAUCGAGGGCGGGAUCACGCAGCUCCAGCGCAUGGGGGUCGGGAUGGUGUUCUCGAUCGCGUCCAUGGUGGUGGCGGGGCUGGUCGAGCGGGUCCGCAGGGCGUCAGCCACGAUGCACGCGGGGCCCGACGGGGUGGCGCCCAUCACGGUCCUCUGGCUGGCCCCGCAGCUGAUGCUGAUGGGUUUCGCAGAGGCGUUCAACAUCAUAGGGCAGAUCGAGUUUUACAACAAGGAGUUUCCGGAGAACAUGAGUAGCCUGGCGAACUCGCUUUUCUCGUGCACCAUGGCCGGGGCGAACUACCUGAGCGCAAUCCUCGUGAACGUUGUGCACAAGACGACGGGGGGACACGGCCGGCCCGACUGGCUGACCAAUGAUAUUAACAAGGGAAGGGUCGAGAAUCUGUACUUUCUGAUUGCGGGGAUGGGUGUGUUGAACUUGGUCUACUUUCUGUGGGUGUCACGUGGGUAUCGGUACAAGACUGUGUUUCGGGUGGACGACGAUGAGGGUGAUGAGAAGUUCCAUGAUGUUGAGCUAAGUGCGGUUAAAAAGUGA